UUUUCUUUUAAUUUUCUGUCUUUUGGAGAUGGGUUUCGGAGAUUCUUGCCUGUUCUUCAUCUUCAUGUGGUUUUGCUUCCAAGCUCAAGUCUUGAAGUCUCAGAAUGUUAGUUGUAAUUCAAAGGACUUGGCAGCAUUGGAAGGUUUCCUGAAUGGUCUGGAUUCAAGGAUUGAUGGGUGGGCGCCCAAUUCUUCUUUUUCUUCUUCUUCUGAUUGCUGCAAUUGGGUUGGUGUUAAUUGCAGUGGAUCUUCUGGGGUUCCAGGCAGAAGGGUAGUUGGUUUGAAUCUUGCUGGAAAGGGAUUGAAAGGAAAUGUUUCGAAAUUAUUGUCCGGUUUGGAUCAGCUGAAAUUCCUUAAUCUCUCUUCCAAUUCUCUCAGAGGUGAUGCACCGUCGGAUUUGUUCCAUUUGCAGCAAUUGCAAAUCCUCGAUUUGAGUUACAAUGAAUUCUCCGGCCUGAUUCCACAAGAUGCCCAUUUACCGGCGAUACGGGUUUUCAACGUUUCGGACAAUUCAUUCACCAGCCAGCAUCCCCUCCUUGUCGGGUCUUUGAAUUUAACACAUUUCAUCAUCAGUAACAAUCGGUUUUCUGGUAAUAUCAAUCCUGGUAUCUGCAACUCUUCAGCCCAAAUUCGAGUUCUUCAAUUCUCAAUGAAUUCGUUCAGCGGUGUUUUCCCAGCAGGUUUUGGAAAUUGCAGCUCCCUGCAUGAGCUCUUACUCGAUUCAAAUAAUCUAACAGGAAAUUUGCCAGAUGAUUUGUUUGGUGUGUCGACAUUGAGGUGGUUCUUUCUUCAAGACAACGGGCUUUCUGGGGGGCUGAGUAAAAGAAUCGGUAAUCUUUCCAACCUUGUCAAUUUGGAUCUCUCCUACAAUCAGUUCACCGGGAUAAUUCCUGAUGUUUUCAGUGAAUUAAAAAAUCUGGAGUAUCUUUCUGCUGAGUCGAAUAAUUUCAGCAGCAAUUUACCCACUUCCUUGUUAAACUUGCCGACCCUCCGCGUGCUUAAUUUGAGGAACAAUUCAAUGGAAGGUGAGGUCAAUCUCAAUUGUACUGUGAUGGCCCACCUCAGUUCCAUCAAUCUCGGUUCGAAUCGUUUUCAUGGACGCAUUCUUGAUAAUCUUUCCUCAUGCAAAGAGUUGAAAACCAUAAACCUUGCUAGAAACAAGCUCAAUGGCGAAAUUCCCAAUAGCUUGAAAAAUCUUCAGGCUCUCUCUUAUCUAUCGCUAACGAGUAGCAACCUCAGUAAUAUCUCGUCCGCGUUGGGGAUUCUACAACAGUGCCGGAACCUAACGACUCUGGUACUCACCACGAAUUUCCAUGGCGAAGAAAUGCCCGUCGAUGGGAUUACUGGGUUUGCAAGCUUAAAAGUUCUCGUCAUUCCAAACUGCGGUCUUUUGGGUUCUGUCCCGUCGUGGUUGAGGAACUGUAGUAAGUUGCAGCUGUUGGAUUUAUCGUGGAACCGGCUGGGGGGAAGCAUCCCUUCAUGGUUUGGGAUUCUAGACUCCCUCUUUUACUUGGAUCUCUCGAACAAUUCGCUCACCGGGCAAAUCCCCGAAAGCUUGACGCAGUUGAAGGGCCUCAUUUACAGCAAUGCCUCGCAGGAAGUGUCCUCCUCCAACCUCCCAUUCUUUAUCAGACGCAGUCAAAGCGCAAGCGUGUUGCAGUACAAUCAGUUCACAAGCUUCCCGCCAACGCUGGAUUUAAACAGCAACAAUCUCACAGGGCCAAUCCCACCUGAUUUCGGGAAACUGAAGAAUCUGCACGUGUUGAAUCUGAUGAAGAACAAUCUCUUGGGAAGCAUUCCUGAUGAGUUAUCGGGCAUGAGUAGCUUGGAGAUUCUUGAUCUGUCAUUCAAUGAUCUCUCAGGGACCAUACCUGCUACUCUGACCAACCUUAGCUUUCUAUCAAGCUUCAGCGUAGCACAUAAUCGAUUGUCCGGGUCAGUCCCUUUGGGAGGCCAGUUUUCGACCUUCCCACCAUCAAGCUUUGAAGGGAACUUGGGUCUUUGUGGUGAGUUCUUUUCUCCUUGCAGUCUGCCGCAAAGCCCUACACAACCUGGAUUGAGUGAUGAACAAGAGGAAAGUAGAAUUAUUGAUGCAGGACUCCCAUUUCAAAUCGGAGCAGUGGUGGGUUUUCUCGUAGCAGUUGCAGCCAGUGCAAAGUGGACAGGGGCAUUUCAGAAGAAGCGAAAAAGGUAGAAUUGAUGAAAGGAUGGCAAAGGAUACUUCCGUCAGUUAUAGGGUAGUAAGGCACUUCUCUCAGCUGUAACAAAAUAUGUUUAUAACUUGUGGUAGUGUUUUUUUUUCCCAGGUAUGAAGUAUAUGUAUCUUGUAAUAUGUAUAUAUGUAUUUCUUUGUGUUAUGGUUGUCUGUAGAAACAGAUUUCAGAAGCAUCACCCUCUCUCCCUCCCUCCCCCCUCAAAAUACCCGUCUCUGAAUUCGGCAUUCUUCUUUGACACCAU
Molecule: messenger RNA, 2457 nt
Organism: Magnolia sinica
Lineage: Eukaryota; Viridiplantae; Streptophyta; Magnoliopsida; Magnoliales; Magnoliaceae
Product: phytosulfokine receptor 1-like
Exons: 1
Coding region: 29-2194 (721 amino acids)
Molecular function (GO): protein binding
Source: RefSeq, a predicted model, not a curated record